Apodemus sylvaticus (European woodmouse) is the source of this 3591-nucleotide messenger RNA. It is a transcript of the gene Znf346, whose product is annotated as zinc finger protein 346. NCBI's taxonomy places the organism in Eukaryota, Metazoa, Chordata, Mammalia, Rodentia, Muridae. The transcript is spliced from 7 exons. Bases 26 to 994 code for a protein of 322 amino acids. Gene Ontology annotation, molecular function: double-stranded RNA binding; zinc ion binding. The record is from RefSeq and is a predicted model, not a curated record.
CCCACUGCUCGUGGUAGCGAGCCGCAUGCGCAGCUGCUCAACGGCGUUGCUUACCGAAAAGAUGGAGUGUCCUGCGCCCGAUGCUACCGAGGCUGCGGACCCUGGAGGAGCCGAACCGAACAAGAGCUCCGAGGAGCCGGAGGGUCGGGAACCGGACGGAGUGCGCUUCGACCGCGAGAGGGCGCGCCGCCUGUGGGAAGCUGUGUCCGGUGCGCAGCCGGCGGGGAGGGAGGAAGUGGAACACAUGAUCCAGAAGAACCAGUGUCUCUUCACUAGCACCCAGUGUAAAGUUUGCUGCGCCAUGCUGAUCUCUGAGUCUCAGAAGCUGGCACAUUACCAGAGCAAAAAGCAUGCCAACAAAGUAAAGCGAUACCUAGCAAUCCAUGGAAUGGAGACACUGAAAGGGGACGUGAAGAGGCUAGACUCAGAUCAGAAGAGCAGCAGAAGCAAAGACAAGAACCACUGCUGCCCCAUCUGUAACAUGACCUUUUCCUCCCCUGUUGUGGCGCAGUCGCACUACCUGGGGAAGACCCACUCAAAGAACUUAAAGCUGAAGCAGCAGUCCACUACGGGGGCAGCUUUGUCGAAACACCUUACAAAUCCUUUCCUUGUGGCCUCCACCUUAGCCUUGCAGCAAAAUAGAGAGAUGCUAGACCCAGACAAAUUCUGCAGCCUCUGCCAUUCGACAUUUAAUGACCCUGCCAUGGCUCAGCAGCAUUACAUGGGCAAGAGACACAGGAAGCAGGAGACUAAGCUCAAACUCAUGGCGCACUACGGGCGGCUGGCGGACCCUGCCAUCUCCGACCUACCAGUUGGGAAGGGCUACCCCUGCAAGACGUGUAAAAUCGUGCUGAACUCCAUAGAACAGUACCAAGCUCACAUCAGUGGCUUCAAACACAAAAACCAGUCACCCAAAACAUUGGUAACACUCGGGAGCCAGGUGCCAGUGCAAACACAAGCCACUCCAAAGGACUCAAGCACAGCAGAAGACUAGAGCUGUCUCUGCCUGGUCAGCCUUGGUGGGGCGGCCACAAGCCAGUUCCUGCUGACUCUGGUUAGCCUGUGGCUCCUUCCUCCACCUCUCUUAGAUCAGAAGAAUAUGGAGGUGUAAGGCCAAUGUGGGCUGCAGAUCUGCAGAUAGCCUUUGACUGUACCCAGCUGCAGCUCCUCCUGCCCCUCCUUAGCAUGGCUGUAGGUCAUGGCAGAGACUGGGCUCUGAGAAGACCUGAGGGGGUGGCUUAGAAGUUGGCCUUCCUGCCCCUCUGGGUGUAUGUCCUGCAGCCCCAGUGUCUGUUUUUACUCUCAAGGUCAGUGGGGAGCAAGGUCUUGCAGAGAAGGGAGAGCACUGUCUCUGGACUCCAGGCAGCUUGGUGUGGAAACGUGGAGCUAAUGUGUCAUCCCUGUCCUCAAGUGCAGGCUUGCUUGGAAUAGAUCCUGCCAAUGUGGAGUCUCCUGGAACACCAGAGUCUUGCAGAGCACUGCCAUCUCUGCUGCCUGUCUCUCCAGUUCCCAAGUGGUGCUAGGCAUUGCAGCAGCUAGGAGUUUGAGGAGACCUGAGUGCCCAGUGGGAUCAUGGGAGGGAGUUUGAGGAGACCUGAGUACCCAGUGGGAUCAUGGGAAGGAGUUUGAGGAGACCUGAGUGCCCAGUGGGAUCAUGGGAAGCACCUAAGGGGGCCUUUGUCCAGACAAAGGUCCAACCCAAGAUCAUGUGAGAAAGUCUCCCACUUGCUAUGUUCCUUGAUUCUGUGCCCUUAUAGGUAACUGCCUCCUGCCAGCCUACUGAAAGGUCACUUGGUGUUAGCUCUGUGCCCUUGUGUAGUAGGCUAUCUAUCCCUUGUGUAGUGGGCUAUCCCACCCAGUUUGCUCUGGUGCUAUCCUUCCCUUGUCAUCCUCAAGAAGAUUCUGGGGGAACUGAAAAGGGAUGUAGAACUGGUGCAGGUUCUACAGUAAGCAAAGGGUCCCCAGACCUUGAACUGAGAGGUUCGUUCCUACUGGCUUUGUGUCCUGGGAAUCCACUACAGUGGGUUUACAUGUGACUGUGGAGCAGAGCUUCCAGGAAGUAUCCCUAAAGCUUAUAGAGAUUAAAAAAAAAAGCUUCCUUGUUAAUGCAGUUGGGUACCAUGUAGGGAUGGGGCAGGGCUUAAACUCCUGUUCUUUGGUCACUCAACCAUCCAAAUAAAGAAUUUCAUCUGUGGGUCAGGCUAUAACCUCAGCCCUGGGCUUUACUCCCAUGUUGAUAUGCUAUGGCAUCCCUACACAGCCAGCCCCCAGUGUCCUCAGUAACAAUCUUACCCGGGAACAGUCUCCCUGAUGCCCUAAGCCCAGCCCAGUUCAUCCCUCAGCUGUGGGAUCGAUUCUUGAGAUAGUCACUGUGGCUGCCAAGUGGGGGCUGCAGAGGCCAGUGUGAAAGCUGUGUCGGAUGUUGUUUGUCUCCAGGGUGAUUCCGCCAGGGCAGAUGUCCACUGAGCUCGUGUCCAAGAUGAGCAUGCUGUGUCUUAAGUUCUGGAUCUGUGAGUGGUUGGGUGACAUGCUUAAAGACAGGUGUCCUUUCUCACUCCACUCAGAGCUGUAAGCGUUUCCACGAAAUUCUCCUGGCUGCCUGGUCCUUGGGAGAGAGAGCCUUUUCUUUUACUCAGAAAUGACAGGCAGAGAGCAUUACCUUUUGGAACUGAUGCAGACAGGCCAGGCCAAGCACCAGCAGACCCAGUUCUUUGUGGCAUGCUGCUCUGGGCACCUGCCCCUAGCUCCUGACUCCUAGGGUAGGGUCUCCACUUUCAGCUUCCCAACCGUAGGCCACCUCAACAGUCUACCUAGAAUUCUGUGCAGCCUGGUGUGUCAGAAUUAGUAAAGAUUAGGAGGUAGGGAAUUGAAUGGUAAGGUCAUGAAUGGGCUGACUGGCUAAUGUGCCCUUGUCUUGUAAGGCCUCUUUGUGUAGGUAGGGUCAGGAGUCCCUACCAGCUGCAUGCCCAGCACUACAGGUGUGGAAACCCUAGAAGUAGCUCGCUGUUGCCCUUUGGAUGCUCGCGUACUUGAAAAUCAUGAUUUGGAGAGUCAUAUGGGAGGGUGCAGGUGGCAGUAUCCAGGUCGCAAGCUAAGGGCAUGGAGUAGAGGGCUGAGAGAGAAAAGGCUGGUCUGUGUGGCUUUCAGGGUUUUGUUUUCUAGUUUGUUUCAUGUGGCCCAGGCUGGUCUCAAAUUUGCCAUUUAAGAGGCUGCUCUUGAACUGCUUGCUGAUCCUCCCACCCCUACCUCCCUAGUUAGGGAUGGCAGACAUGUGCCACCACAUGUGUUUUCAUCCAUGUCAUUGUGUGUUUGGUUGCUUGGUUUGGUUUGGUUUUUCAGGACAGUGUCUCAGUAUGCAGCUCUGGCAGUUCUGGAACUCACUCUGUAGGCCUUGAACUCAGAGAUCCACCUGCCUCUGCCUCCCCUCCCAAAUGCUGGGAUUAAAGGCAUGUGCCCCCAUGCCUGGCUGAGAAGUUGUUUUAAUACUGUCGAGUAGUCCUUCAUUUGGAUUGGUUACAGCCUAGCUUUGUACUGUUGAACAAUUGUAUUUUUUCUGAGGUUAUCUCGAAUAAAGCUGCUGUAGCAACUGUG